Molecule: messenger RNA, 3681 nt
Organism: Pogona vitticeps (central bearded dragon)
Lineage: Eukaryota; Metazoa; Chordata; Lepidosauria; Squamata; Agamidae
Gene: EDEM3
Product: ER degradation enhancing alpha-mannosidase like protein 3
Biological process (GO): mannose trimming involved in glycoprotein ERAD pathway; endoplasmic reticulum mannose trimming; carbohydrate metabolic process
Cellular component (GO): endoplasmic reticulum; membrane
Molecular function (GO): mannosyl-oligosaccharide 1,2-alpha-mannosidase activity; calcium ion binding
Source: RefSeq, a predicted model, not a curated record
AGCGGUGGGAGUGCUGUUUCCUUGGCUACGCCAGAGAUAGGAGGGGGCGGGAAGGGGGAAGAAGGAGUGAAGGGAGGAAGCCUUUUUCUUGUCGCGGCUGCGGCGCUGUUGAAGGGAUGGGACACUGCCGGGCCUAGCGGGGCAGCUACCGCCAUGAGCGGAGCAGCGACUGGGGGCGAGGGAAGGAGCGGCGACUCCCCGGCGGGCCGUUGGCCUGGCUGGAAACUGCUGGCUUUGGGCCUCCUCUCCGCCUCUUCGGUACUGGUGGCAACCCCGGCCGUGCAGGCGAUGAGCCGGGAAGAGAAGCGUCACCUCGGGAAUCAAGUAGUGGAAAUGUUUGAUCAUGCCUAUAGUAAUUACAUGGAACAUGCCUACCCAGCUGAUGAGCUCAUGCCUUUAACUUGCCGUGGAAGAGUUCGGGGUCAAGAACCAAGUCGCGGGGAUGUGGAUGAUGCCUUGGGAAAAUUUUCACUGACUUUGAUUGAUACUUUGGACACUCUUGUGGUGUUAAAUAAAACCAAAGAGUUUGAAGAAGCUGUUAAAAAAGUGAUCGGAGAUGUUAAUCUAGACAAUGACAUUGUAGUAUCAGUGUUUGAAACCAACAUCCGAGUCCUUGGAGGUCUUUUAGGUGGUCAUUCAGUAGCAAUCAUGCUCAAAGAGAAAGGUGAAAUGCAGUGGUACAACGGGGAACUUCUACACAUGGCAAAACAGCUGGGUUAUAAGCUCUUGCCAGCCUUUAACACCACCAGUGGUCUCCCCUACCCAAGAGUUAACUUAAAAUUUGGUGUGAGGAGUCCAGAGGCUCGGACAGGAACAGAGACAGACACUUGCACAGCUUGUGCGGGUACCUUGAUCUUGGAGUUUGCUGCUCUGAGCCGCUUCACAGGAGCAUCAGUAUUUGAGGAAUAUGCACGGAAAGCGCUUGAUUUUCUUUGGGAGAAAAGGCAACGGAGCAGCAAUUUAGUUGGAGUCACUAUUAAUAUUCAUACGGGUGACUGGGUCCGCAAAGAUAGUGGUGUUGGAGCAGGGAUAGAUUCAUACUAUGAAUAUUUAUUGAAGGCCUAUGUCUUAUUAGGAGAUGACAGUUUUUUGGAAAGAUUUAAUACGCACUAUGAUGCCAUAAUGAGAUAUAUUAGCCAGCCACCUCUUCUGCUUGAUGUGCAUAUACACAAACCAAUGCUCAAUGCUAGAACUUGGAUGGACUCUUUGCUAGCAUUUUUUCCAGGUUUACAGGUGUUGAAAGGUGAUAUUAGGCCAGCUAUAGAAACUCAUGAGAUGCUGUAUCAGGUGAUUAAAAAGCAUAACUUCCUACCUGAGGCUUUCACAACAGACUUUCGCGUUCAUUGGGCUCAGCACCCUUUACGUCCUGAAUUUGCAGAGAGCACCUAUUUCUUGUAUAAAGCAACUGGAGAUCCCUACUACCUAGAAGUAGGAAAAACACUAAUUGAGAACUUAAAUAAAUAUGCACGUGUACCUUGUGGAUUUGCUGCUAUGAAGGAUGUUCGUACUGGAAGCCAUGAAGACAGGAUGGACUCGUUCUUCUUGGCUGAAAUGUUCAAAUAUUUAUAUCUGCUUUUUACUGAUAAAGAAGACCUGAAUUUUGAUAUAGAAGAUUAUAUAUUUACUACAGAGGCUCACUUACUGCCUCUCUGGCUGUCUACUACAAACCAAACAGCUCCUAAGAAAAAUAUUACCACAGAAUACACGGAGCUGGAUGACACUAACUUUGACUGGACGUGCCCUAACACCCAAAUCCUCUUCCCAAAUGACCCUAUGUAUGCACAGAGUAUCAGGGAGCCUCUGAAAAAUGUGGUGGAUAAGAGUUGUCCUAGAAGUAUUUCCAGAGUGGAGGAGAGUCUUGGCAAUGGACCAAAGCCUCCUCUGAGAGCCAGAGAUUUCAUGGCCAGUAAUCCUGAGCAUUUAGAGAUACUGAAGAAAAUGGGAGUCAGCUUAAUUCAUCUAAAGGAUGGACGAGUCCAGUUGGUGCAACAUGCCAUCCAAGCGGCGAGUUCACUUGAUGCUGAGGAUGGUUUACGGUUCAUGCAAGAAAUGAUCGAGCUUUCCAGUCAGCAGCAGAAAGAGCAGCAGCUACCUCCUCGAGCAGUUCAAAUUGUUUCCCACCCCUUCUUUGGCAGAGUAGUUUUGACGGCAGGGCCUGCACAGUUUGGGAUGGAUCUAUCCAAACACAAAUCAGGGACAAGAGGAUUUGUUGCAGUCAGUAAACCAUAUAAUGGAUGCUCUGAGAUCACCAAUCCAGAAGCACUGAAUGGGAAAAUUGCUUUGAUGCAAAGAGGGCAGUGCAUGUUUGCUGAAAAGGCACGAAACAUCCAGAAAGUUGGAGCCAUAGGUGGCAUCGUCAUUGAUGACAAUGAAGGCAGCAGCAGCGACACAGCCCUUCUCUUCCAGAUGGCAGGUGAUGGCAAAAAUACAGAUGACAUCACUAUUCCCAUGCUGUUCCUUUUCAAUAAGGAAGGCAGUAUUAUUCUUGAUGCCAUCAAUGAAUAUGAAGAAGUAGAAGUGCUGCUCUCUGAUAAAGCAAAAGACAGAGCAACUAUAUUUAAAGAUAAAAUGAUUCCAAACUACAUUAUUGAUAGCAAUUUGGAAAUGGAAAACAUGGAUCAGAAAUCCUCUGAUAAUGAUUCUCAGAACCAGAGGUCUGAAGAAGUCUCAACAGAUUUGGUCAGUGAGAAUCCUGAAGGGGACAGUGGUUUGAGUUCACUUACGGAAUUGGACAGCAAUAGUGUUUCUCUUAUAAACCAGGACACCUGUAUCCCCGAACUACAGGAAACUAGUAGCAGUAGUAAAGUGUCAAGACUGGAUAAUCAUCCUGAGGAACAAUCAAAGAUGGAGACAGAGUCCUCUGCCAGUAAUAGCUGGGAUAACAAAGGCCAGUCUAUGGAAUCAAUAUUAGCUGAUUGGAGUGAAGACAUAGAAGCAUUUGAAAUGAUGGAAAAGGAUGAACUAUAAUUUCAAAUAAUAUGCUUGUGGAACUGCAAAAUAGUGAACUUUAUGGAGCAUAGUAAGGCCCUAAUGUCUGAGAAUUUGAAAUAAAAUUGUUCAGUAUUGUGACAAACAGCCAGGUUUUAUCGGCAAAAGCCAGCAUGUGUUAUAAUUUGUAUAGUUUGUUUUCCCUGUUUUUAAAAAUGGGAAUGUGCAAUUGACCCAUUUGCUGGGUUCCUUUGCAUGGUGCUGUGACACAGGAGGUUCAUUCAGGGAACGAUUUGAAUCCCUCUUGUGUCCCAGGGUACUGUGGGUUAAUUUGCCUUAGUCAUAGGAGGCAAAGAAUGAAUGCAGCAGGGCAAAGGUGCCACUGCAUCUGGAUAGUGAGAGUUGGUGCAUGUUUCUGAGCACAUGAAGGCUACAGGUUGGCUGUUGUGACUAUACUGUUUCAAGGGUCAAGACUGUAUCCCCAAAGUCAUUACAGAAACACAGUAGAAGGCAUUUAAGGCCAUUGUGCCUUUACGAUGGGGGCAGAAAGGCAGGCAGCUUUGAUUUGUCCAGUGCCACUUAACAGAAUAAGUGUGCUAUACCUCCUUAUUACUUUUUCCAUUUGCUGUUUUGAAGAAUGACCAAGACAAUGUGGAUUGUUUUCCUUUAGUUCAAAGUUCAAGGCAAGAGAGUUUGUAAACCAUAGGCAGUGUGCUUGUUUGGCAAAAAUACAAUAAAUCAGAUAAUUUUAAA